Messenger RNA from Aspergillus pseudotamarii, 362 nucleotides. RefSeq lists its product as uncharacterized. Lineage: Eukaryota; Fungi; Ascomycota; Eurotiomycetes; Eurotiales; Aspergillaceae. The record is from RefSeq and is a predicted model, not a curated record. Bases 113 to 316 code for a protein of 67 amino acids. The transcript has a single exon.
CAGAUCGUACUCCAGAGAAUACGUCAUCUGCUUAAUUGCCAGCUUUCUGCUCACAUUAAAGACCACCUGUCCCUCUGCCACCCAUUUGCAUUGGUUACCACCAAAGAUUUGCAUGAAGCGCAUAUUCCAUAGCUUAACGAACUUCUUCUUUUGUUUUCAUCGAGGAUAUCCACUGCAGCAUUUUCUUUUUCUCUUUUCUGCAUACUCUUUCCUGGAGCCUACUUUUCCUCUGUUUUUAAUUUUGGCUGUUGAUAUUGGGAUCAAUAAAGGCGGGAUGGUGAGACGACGGAUAGAAUGGCGCAGAAUUGUCUCAUAACUUUGCCAGAACACUAGGUUCAUCAUCUAUGUCUCCUGUACCUAUG